AUGAGAAUAGCCCUUCAAUUGGUAGACAAAUUAAUAAAGCAAGAACAUGGAGCGGUUGAGAAUGUAUUGAUCAAAGUGGAAAAAAUUUUUCUCCCAACAAAUUUUGUUAUUCUUGAUAUGAAAGAGGAUGAAAAUUCUUCUAUCACUCUAGGGAGACCUUUUCUAGUUACUGGUAAAGUCAUAAUUGAUGUUGAAAAAGGUGAAUUGAUAUUGAGGGUGCGUGAUGAGCUCUUAGUGUUUCAUGUUUUUAAAACCAUGCAUCACUCGAGUGACAAGGAGGAUUGCAUGAAGGUUGAAUCAAGUAAUCCAAGCCUCAAAGAACCCCCUGAUGAAGCACCUCUAGAAGCUCAACCACCAUGCUUGAAAGUCAAAGAAGAAAUAGAAGUGGUGCCGCAAGUUGGAGGCACAAAAGAAGCUAACAAGAAAUUGCAACCUAAGCCCCCUUUUGUGGAAACCAACAAGAUUUCCCCUGACAUCAAACCUAAGUUUGGUAUUGAGUAUGCACCAUCACCUAAGGGAGAAGAGAAGAGUCUGAAGAAGUCCAAGAGAUGGAGAAAUAAGAAGAACCCUACAAGUGACUUCUCUCCUAAACAGCAAGUAAUCUAA
Molecule: messenger RNA, 606 nt
Organism: Arachis ipaensis
Lineage: Eukaryota; Viridiplantae; Streptophyta; Magnoliopsida; Fabales; Fabaceae
Source: RefSeq, a predicted model, not a curated record